This is a messenger RNA of Clunio marinus, 243 nucleotides long. Lineage: Eukaryota; Metazoa; Arthropoda; Insecta; Diptera; Chironomidae. The record is from the annotation of a GenBank genome assembly.
AUGAGAAUAAAUUUUCUACAACAAGAUUCAUCACUGACGUCGAAUGUCCUAAAGUACUGUCCACCUGAAACUGCUCCCAAGAAAUUAUCAAUAAAAAUGAGCAUAAAUUUUCUACAACAAGAUUCAUCACUGACGUCGAAUGUCCUAAAGUACUGUCCACCUGAAACUGCUCCCCAGAAAGUUAGUUUCAGCACUUUGUAUGAAAACUGGUGCCGCCUGGUGGCUCAAGCGGCGAAAUUGUGA